UUGUGUACAUAAGCAAUAAAUCAACAAGUUUCAUUUUAACUAAUUUGCAGUCAACAUUUUAUGGAAAAAGUUGUUUAAAUUCGUAUGACCAUCAUUUAAACACGUUGUGAAGUUAUACUCGCCAGGUGCAAUCUCCCCCUUAUAAAACCACCCAAAACUUGCAACGUGUAAAUUCGAUUUUCAAUUUGACACUUUGUCCCAAAGAAAAAAUAAAACCUCGCAACUUGUGACAAAAAAUGACAACUGGCCACUGACAUGAAAAAAUAAUCAUCCCUCAAAUAAAAACCACGACUUGUGUGAAAAAGUAAAAAGAAAAAAAAAAUUAAUGAAUUGAAAAUUAUAAAUUAAUAUAAAAAUAAUGAUGAAAUCAACAAAAACUGCAUCAUUGAUUAUAUUCAUUUCAUUUGCAUUAUUUGUAAGAAGUGAAAUACAAAUUGGUGGUAAUAAUGAAGAAGAUGAAAUAAGUGGUCUCUAUACGAUUGAAGGUAGAGUAUAUUCGCCAGAACUCUAUGCUCCAGACUCGAAUUGGCAGCGUGAAACAACACUUUCAAUAAAUAGUGGAGAAUAUAAAGGCUUCCUACGUGAAGAUGGUGCAUUUAUAAUAAGUAGUGUUCCCUCUGGAAGUUAUGUUCUAGAAAUUCAUAAUCCUGACUAUUUCUAUGAACCAGUUCGGGUUGAAAUCAAUCCAAAAGGAAAAUUCCGAGCGAGAAAAGUUAACUACGUGCAACCAUCACAGGUUAUUCAAGUGCCUUAUCCAUUAAAAUUGAAGGCACUGACACGAUUCAAAUAUUUCCAAACAAGAGAACAAUGGAAGAUUACAGAUUUCUUAUUCAGUCCAAUGGUAUUGAUGAUGUUGCUUCCAUUAUUGUUGAUGUUAAUUUUGCCAAAGAUGAUGAGUGACCCAGAGGCUAAAAAAGAAAUGGAGAAUAUGAAUUUCCCAAAGAUGACAAGUGAUAUGCCUGAAAUCAGUGAAGUGAUUACGUCAUUCCUGAAUGGCGGCAAGCCAUCAGAAAAGGAAAAGAAACCUACAACUUCAAAACAAGCAAAAAAACGAAACUAAGAAGUGUGUGUGAUUUUAGUUAAUUUGUAUCCCCUAGCUAUACAAAAUUUAUAUGUUCGUUAUACAUAGAUCCAUUGGUUGAAGUAUUCCUUAUAAUAUAGCUGUUUAUUUUAUUUCUUA
Messenger RNA from Episyrphus balteatus (marmalade hoverfly), 1180 nucleotides. It is a transcript of the gene EMC7, whose product is annotated as ER membrane protein complex subunit 7 homolog. Lineage: Eukaryota; Metazoa; Arthropoda; Insecta; Diptera; Syrphidae. Gene Ontology annotation, molecular function: carbohydrate binding. The transcript has 4 exons. Bases 359 to 1060 code for a protein of 233 amino acids. The record is from RefSeq and is a predicted model, not a curated record. Gene Ontology annotation, cellular component: EMC complex.